CAGGCAGAAUCGGCUUUCCCAUCCCGCUUUGCAUCCCGCUCUUGGCGCCCUUCGCGAGAACGUCACUCAUUCUUUCAAUUUAUUUUAAGGCAAAUUUCAAUUUCUCGUGCUUCGAGUCUCAUUACUCAGAGAUUUAGCCACCAAAAAACCCGCUAAUUCUGCGUGCAUGAGAGCAAAUUAAACUGUCAGGUUUCUCGGCUUGACACUUUUGCGAAUUGAGCCAUGAAAGUGACAACCCCCGAGAUUUCAUGGCACAACAAAGAGCCCGUCCACAGUGUGGACAUUCAGAAAAAGGUAGUCAAGACGACUGAAACCGAAACUGUCUACAGAAUUGCCACAGGAGGAGGCGAUUGUCACGUCGUGAUCUGGCAUGCUUAUGUUGGCGAAGAAGUGAGAAUCGAGUUUGCCUCGGACCUUAACAGGCACCAGAAAACAGUGAAUGUUGUCAAGUUCUCGCCCUCAGGAGAAUAUUUGGCGUCAGGAGAUGAUGAUGGCUCAAUUAUUAUUUGGAGGCAAAAAGCUGGCAACGAAGAGCAAGCCAAUCUGUUUGAUGAAACAUCUGAGGAAAGCAUUGAGCACUGGACAGCUCUGAAAGUUCUCAGGGGACAUUUGGAAGACGUCUACGAUUUGAACUGGUCUCCCGACUCCAAAGGACUUGCCUCUGGCUCUGUGGACAACUCUGUAAUUCUAUGGAAUGUGGAGGCUGCACGCAAAAUCGCUGUGCUCAAGGACCACAAGGGUCUUGUCCAAGGAGUGUCGUGGUGCCCUUCAGACAAGAUGAUUGCCUCUGUCUGCACAGACAGAAUUUGUCGCAUUUUCUCGACAAAAAAUUACAGAGUGAUUGCCAGAAUCCACCAAGCGCCUCUCAAUACCAAGCUGACUAACGAGGACGGCACACCUCAACAGUUCCGUCUUUUUCAUGAUGACACUCUCGGAACUUUCUACAGACGGCUGAGCUUUUCUCCAGACGGAGAACUGUUGAUUGUACCUGCUGGAAUUAUUUGCCCAAGAGAGCAGCGCAAAAAGCAGCACUAUCCAAACGCAACUUUUGUCUUCUCCACCAAAAAUCUGAAACAGCCCGUCAUGUACCUGCCGACAGGAGAUAGGUUUACAGUUGCUGUCAGUUUCUGCCCUGUGUUCUUUGAACUUAUUCCUGGGUCAGACCCUGUGGUUCCGUUGCCUUACCGCCUUGUCUGGGCAGUUGCUACUCAAAACUCUGUCCUGCUGUAUGACUCACAACACAGUACACCCCUUGCUUUCAUUAGUCACAUCCACUACACAAGACUGAGUGACAUCAGUUGGUCGCCAGACGGAAACCUGCUUGUCGUUGCUUCCUCCGAUGGCUAUUGCUCUUGCAUCAAUUUUUCCCCUGGCGAACUUGGAACGCCUGUUCCUGACCAGCAGAAAUACAUACCGCAAGUGAAAGAGGUGAAGAAAGGCAAGGGUAAGAGGAAAAACAAUGUCACUCCGGCUCAACCUAAAGAGCAAACCAGCGAGCCAGUUGUAGAGGAUGUAGUUAUGAAGACAGCAGAUACAGAGGAGGAAGAAAUAAAACUUGUCCUCGAAGAAACCCAGGAUGUGAUGAUGGAGACAAAAUGAGAGAAUUAUAUUACUAAAAAUGUUUGCAUUUUACAAAACAUAAUAAACUCAGCGUUGUCACGGAGUUGCAAAAAAU
Molecule: messenger RNA, 1675 nt
Organism: Neocloeon triangulifer
Lineage: Eukaryota; Metazoa; Arthropoda; Insecta; Ephemeroptera; Baetidae
Gene: Caf1-105
Product: chromatin assembly factor 1 subunit B
Exons: 5
Coding region: 223-1599 (458 amino acids)
Biological process (GO): DNA replication-dependent chromatin assembly; nucleosome assembly
Cellular component (GO): CAF-1 complex; nucleus
Molecular function (GO): protein binding
Source: RefSeq, a predicted model, not a curated record